Messenger RNA from Mycena citricolor, 3722 nucleotides. Lineage: Eukaryota; Fungi; Basidiomycota; Agaricomycetes; Agaricales; Mycenaceae. The record is from the annotation of a GenBank genome assembly.
AUGUCUUCAUUGAAUGAUUACAAUGGCGCUUCCAGCAGUGUUCUCGCGCCUCUCAAUCGCUCUCUCAUCCUGCCGCAGAUCUUAGACUUUCACCUUGAAAAUCCUGAGAACAGCCCAGCCUUCUCGUUCGCCAAAGAAGAUCCUCAGUCGGGAGUCGUCCUAACCGACAUCACUCGCUUUGAAUUCGCACGGGCCGCCCAUCGCGCCGCUCACCUGAUAUCAGCAGAGAUACAGGUCAGAGAGAGGGGACGAUUCGUGGCGAUCGUUGCUCUCGCGGACGUUCUCAUUUAUCAAUCCAUCGUCGUAGGAUGCAUCAGAGCAGGCCUUACUCCUUUCCCAAUUUCUCACCGCAACUCACCCGCAGCGAUCGUGCAUUUGCUCCAGUCGACCAACUGUCAUCGUGUCCUCACUACACGAGCCUCCCUGGGACACCUCAUUGCCGAUGUGGUAUCUGAGCUUGCUGCGAAGGAUCUGACGUAUGAGUUGUCUGUGGACGAGAUCCCUUUACUGGGAGAGCUGUACCCUCAUCUCGGGCACGAGUCUGUAGCUGACGAAUUUACGCCGUACCUGGUCUCUGACCCCAUUCCACCCGCAACCGACAUCGCAUUGUGCUUGCACUCCAGUGGAAGCACAGGAUUCCCCAAACCGAUUCAUGUGUCCCAUCGUCUGUUACUAGAGAUAUCGACUCUCGGUGCAUUCAACCAGCUCACAGCGUACGCACCUCGCUUCGCGAUCGGUACUCUACCGCCAUUCCACGCUAUGGGCUGCCUUAUGCAGAUCCUCUUCCCGUUGGCAAAAGGCGGCACGGGAUGUAUCUUGCCUCCCGCUUCGACAGCGACAGAGUACCACGUCCCACCCAACCCGACGUCAGAUCUUGCCCUGCACCAUUCAAAGCUCGCGAGAGCUGAUGGAGUGCUUGCCGUCCCUGCGUUCAUCUUGGAUUGGGCUCGUUCUACGGAAGCGGUGGACUAUCUGAAGAGCUUGAAUAUAGUCUCAUUCGGUGGAGGGCCAUUGACGCUCCAGGUUGGCGACGAACUCGUUGAGCAAGGUGUGAAGCUUGUAACGCUUUAUGGGGCUACGGAAUUCGGCAUGCCGAAUGUCAUACGGGCUGAUGACGAUCCUCGAGACUGGGCGUGGUUCAAGUUCGCAGAAACAGCGAAACUUCGAUGGGUCCCAGAGGGAGAUGUCAACACAUUCGAGCUCCAGUUCCUGAGCGGCGACGGCCUUCACCCGGCAGUGGAGAAUCUUCCCGAUGUCCAGGGCUAUUCGACCAAGGAUCUGUUCGAACGGCAUCCCACAAGACCCGAUCUUUACCGGGUCGUUGGGCGGCUCGAUGACGUGCUCAUUAUGGCCAACGGAGAAAAAACGGUGCCUGGCCCAAUGGAAGACAUCAUGCUUUCUAGCCCUCAUGUUUCUGGGGCCGUUAUGUUCGGUCGCGAAAGAAACCAGGUCGGGGUGCUGAUCGAGCCCAGCGCGGGAUAUGAGGUGAACACCACAGACACUGCAGAGGUUGCCAAGUUCCGGAAUCUUGUCUGGGAGAAGGUGCAAGAAGCGAAUGAAAGUGCGCCUGCGUUUGCCCGGAUCUAUAAGGAGAUGAUCCUUGUUGCUUCUCGUGCGAAACCUCUCAUCCGCACACCGAAAGGCACUGUUGUCAAGAAAGCCACCGUUGCCUUAUAUCGUGCCGAGAUUGACGCGCUGUACGACACGAUCGAUGCUAGCACUCAUUCCGCAAACGAGAUAGCUCCUCCUCCCAGCUGGACCUCACCUGACCUCGUUCCGUGGCUGUCAGCACACGCUUCAUCGCUCUCGGACAAGGAAAUCCACCCGGGAGGUGAUAUCUUUGACCAGGGCUUCGACAGUCUCAACGCGACUUUCCUCCGGCAUCGUAUUGUUGGCGCGAUGAACAAUUCAUCAAACCUGGACUUCAAGACCGCUGCACUCAAGAUUCCGCAAGAUUUCGUGUAUUCGCAUCCCACGAUCGAGGCUCUCGCCGCCGCUGUGUCUGCUCUCUGUCUCGGAACGCAUUUGGAAGCUGUGGACCCCAAGGUUGCUGUCGAACAGAUGAUCCUCAAGUAUUCGGCCGGAUUGAGCGGUAGCUUGCGCGCGAAAACGCGGCCGGAAAGUGGCGAGGUCGUGUUAUUGACCGGGUCGACUGGUGGUCUCGGCUCUCACUUGCUCGAGAUCCUGCUUAAGCACCCGUAUAUUCGCCGCGUGUACGCAUUGAACCGGUACAGCUCUCGUGCGAGUUCGGCCUCUCGGCAAAGCGCUGCGUUUUUGGAGCGUGGGCUGGAUGCGAAGCUUCUGCUCGACUCGGACAGACUCGUAUUCCUUGAGGGUACUGCUGCCGAUUUAGACCCGUCUGCGUUCGAGACUGUGAGCGCGUUCAUCUUCCCCCUUGCUCUGCAGUACUCACCAGCGUUGAAGCUAAGGAACACUAUCAGCGUGAUCAUUCAUAACGCGUGGACUCUCGACUUCAACAAGUCGCUGGCCUCGUUCGAGCCCCACAUCAAAGGCACGCGCAACUUGAUAGAUCUUGCCCUUGCAUCGGAUGCUGGAGUCCGCCUCCUCUUCACGUCAUCAGUCGGGACUGCUGUCGGCUGGGAUCCGAAACGAGGUCCAUUUCCGGAAGAGCUGCAGCUGGACCCGAGCGCUGCGCUGGGUCUUGGUUACGGGGAGAGCAAAUAUGUAGCCGAGCGGAUCAUCGCUGCCUCCGGACUGGAUGCCACCUCCUUUCGCAUUGGCCAAAUCUGCGGCUCUGCUCGAACAGGAGCCUGGUCCACGUCCGACUGGGUUCCGAGUCUGAUCAAAUCCAGCAUCGCGCUGGGUGCUUUACCGUCUGAGCCAGCCGGAAUGAACGCGUGGCUCUCGCCUGAAGCCGUGGCGCAAGCCAUUGUCGAUGUUGCGCUGUGCGAGGUCCGUGCGCCUGGUGCGAUGAAUCUCGUCCAUCCCAGACCCGUUACAUGGGACACCAUCAUGAGUGGGAUUGCGGGCGCCCUCCAUCUCCCGCUGAUCGCAUUUCCGGAGUGGAUCGAACGGCUCAAGACGGCCGCGGUGGAUGCGACAGCGGAGGACUUUGAGCGAGUGCCCGGCAUCAAGCUGCUCGAGUUCUUCCAGUCAGCAGAGGUCGGAACGGGUGCCGUGCGGUUUGCGACGUCGGUGUCGCAAGAGUAUAGUCCGGCCUUCAGAGACUUGAAGCCUCUAGACGUGGACGACGCGGAGAGAUGGAUUGGAUUCUGGCGCGAGAAGCAUUUCAUCUAGACCACUAUCAUAAGUUCUGUAAUUUUCUGCCAGCCUUGAUCACUCAGAUCUGAGACACGGACGGAGCACACCAUCACAAUCUGAUUGGCAAUGAUGAGCAGAAGCAGGAUGGAUGUUACACAGCCAGGCAAUAAAAGUUCGCUGGGAGCAUUUCCCGUCAACUAGCACAGAGAGCACGUAUCUAGUACUAUACUGCUGCUCCUACUGCUACUAGUGCUGCUGCUGCUGCUACUACUACUGUUACCAUUAAUACUCGCUAUGUACCCCGAGACGAGCUGAUGCUGCAGGCCCUGGAAGCUCUUGCCAGUGCAUCGAUUUGAGACCCGACACCUUGAGUUAAGUCUAAGCCAGGUACCGAGGCAACUUGGCUGGCGUAGUCUCUUUCCAUCUCACAGUGCGGCCAGGUGACUUGCCUCAUUCGCGCAGAUGCAAUGCAACUCGCUCGAUUGCGUAAUUCCCAUGUA